AAAGCAGAAGAACAUCAGUUUCAAAGUAAUGCUGACGGAACGGUUGCAAUUUCAUGGCUGCAUUGGUUAGCCAUGCAAUGCGACGAUUUCCAACAUCACCGCCAGACACCGUGUAUUCCUCCUACGGAUUAAGGGGUGAAGGUUCUCGCAAAUCGUGGUCUCCUGCCGAAGAAGGCGAGAGCGCCCUAUCCCGUUCGAUGCGCUACGCUGAUCCCUGGCUGUAUGGAAGCGUCCGAGGGCCAGGCGGCCUGGUCUUGGCGCCCGCCUUUGUCCUUUGCACGUGUCCCGACUAUCUCAACGGCACCAAAAGGGGCAGCAAAAAGGGCACGACGAUAUGCAAAAAAUGUAAAGGCACCAGGUUGCCGCUGUCACCGGUAGAGUCCAAAUUUGGAACGGUUCGAUGUUAUCCGACAUCGCAUUCUCCGGUCGUCAGCACACCGCUUAGAGCGGGUACGAUGCGCGUGAGUUCAUCCUCCCGACCAUCGAUAUUACCCACGGCUGACCCCUACGAUCUCAUGAGAAGAUCCCGUCUGUCGGUUACGGAGAGUUCAAGUCAAUUUCGCGCGCGCUCCAUCUCGCCAAACAAAGCCAGGAUUGGCGAUGGCCGCAGUCACAGUGCCACGAGGUCAAAGGCUUCCAAGGAUAUAUCUUAUAAUUCGACAUUUGGCCGGCGAUCUAUCCUAGAAUGUGAUAUUAACCCAUAUGAGUUAAUGUCAACCGAUAAUAAAGAGUCGAGCAUAACAUUUGUUAAUGGGCAAAGAAUACGUGUUAGGCCUUCAACUAACGAGGAAACGUACGAUGAUGUCCAGAUUAAAAGAUCGCCGUCAAAAUCAUCCAGUGGAAAAAACAAGAAACAAAUGCACAAAACUAAAAUUCCUGUAUCCACAUUAAAACAUAUUGAAAAGGAACCCGAAUUUAACAGCCGAUUUAAAUCUAUCCUAAAGAAACCCGCUCAAACCUUCAGUGAUACUGAUUCAACGGGUCCUGAAAGUUGUCCUUCUCCUGCCCCUAGAGGACAGUCUCAAUUCUACGUACAGAUGCCGUGUACUAGUCCAAGAAAAAAGGUACAAUUUUUGGUUGAAAAUGAAAAAAAUUCUCUUCAACCGCUUCCACAGCCAGAAAGUCCAGAAAUUGAGGAGAUCGAACUACCAGAGUACGAGGACGAUGUUUUUAUAGAAGAAAAGACUAAGGCAGCUUCAAUGUUAGUUGUAACAAAAAAACAAGAGGAAAAACCCACACCACCAAAAGUAUGCAAACUUAAAAGAAGUAUUAGUGACAGAAUUAUACAGGACCAUGCAAAAGUUGUUUUUCUUGAUACUAUGGCCUUAAGAACACGCAUACCUAGGACAGAUGCAAGGAUAACAUUUAACGAAAAAGAUCUAGAAAGAUUAGAUGGACUAUCUUCUAAAACCAGAAAGAUAAUUUCAUUUACUCCACGACCAAGUGAUCCUCCACCUCCUCCACCACAAACCACCGAUUUAGACGAAUAUGAAGACGUUUCUAUUAUAGAGUUUGUUAAGGAAGAACAACAUGAAAAAUGUGAUACCAAAAUUGUAAAUGAUGAUAAUUUUAAAACAACAAAUGAAACUCCUAUAAAUAAUUACGAGUCUAUGAAUUUUAGCAGUAUUAAAAACUCUAAUUUUAAAGAAAAGUAUCCGGAAGUAAAGUUUGAAAAAAAGGUCGACUCUGUAAAAAAUAUUCUAGAAGAUCUUUCUCCUCCUUCUGCACCACCAAGAAAGCGAAGUAAUAAUAAGCAACCACAAAUUAAUAUUGUUAGUUCACCCACAGUACAAACAUUAAAAGUCGAAUUACCAAUAACUUCCCCAAUAUCUUACAACGAUUACUAUAAUAAAACCGUUGUACAAAUAAACGCCACUCCGGCUGUUCAUAAGUUGCAAAUAAAAAACGAAUUUGAAGAUACAUGCAAUAAUAUUCAAACAGUAUCAGUUUUGGAUAAUGCCCAAAGAAAAACAUCUAUAUUAAUAAAUGGGGAUGAUUGUUAUUCUACGGUUAAUGUAAACGAUAAUGUGCCACUUUACCAAUCCUCAGUGGUUGUCAAAGAUAGCGGAAUCGAUGUUUUAAGCUCCCCAAGCAAAAAGAGCAGUUCGGUUUACAUUACCGGCAGUUUUGUUCCUAGCAGUCCCUUAACUAACGAAAUUAAAAUUGAACAGAAUAUUAAAGUUGUUGAAGACAUCAUUCGAGAAGUUUUAAGUAAGGAACAAAAUCUAAUGAAUAAAGAAAUAUCAAAUGAUUUAUUGGGUGAUGUAGUUAGUAAAAACGAUGACUUGGUGGAAAGCUUUAAUGAAAAUAAUAUACCAUCCUCGGAGUUACUAAAGGAAUUGUUAAGGGAUCCUGUAGAAGCAGUUCGUCGAAACUUAGUCCCUCACGUCUGUGGUAAAUCAGAUGUGUCUAGGAGACAACGUGACACGAAAUUUAAAAACCUUCCGCUAUACAAAAAAACUGAUUCACUUUUAGAGUCGCCUUUGGAGGAAUGUCCACUGGAAAACAUUGAAGAUUCCUUCCUAAGACUUAAAAAUUACGAGUCGAUAGCUGACGAUUUGUGUUCUGAGCAUAGUUCGUCAACGCAGUACGAACUUAUGGAUCCAGGUUCUGACUGCUAUACGGACCAUAGUAACCGAAGUUCCGUUACGGAAGAAGAGCUGGCGAACCGAACGAAAUUUUAUGAGCUACUGGCCGACGCGGCGCUUAUAGAAGUUUCCGAAAACGAAGAUCAUCAUUACGAAAGUAUUAAAGUUAACACGGAUCCUAUAUACGAAGAAAUCGAAAUUCCACCUCCACUGCCAACCAAUCCUCCUCCCACUAGUUUAAUUGAUGAUCUCCAGCUGGACAAGGAAUUUACAACAAGAUCCAUAUUCGAAGGUGCUUCAAAAUAUGAUAUUCUUAGCUAUUUGGUGGAUGCCAAAGAUCGUGUCCAAGAGGACAACUAUUCAUAUAGUUACAGUAGUAACGGAACAUCUCAUGAUGAUGAUACCAAAGAGCCUUAUAAUAGAGCAUCACAUAUGAGCACUGUUAGUGAUUCCAGUGAAGAUAACUCCCUUAUAAUGUCUGGUGCAAUAAUUGAUGAGAAAGCUACAUAUCAAAAACCUGCUGAGGUGGAAAGAAAUGAUUCUGGUGUUGGAUCAGAGACUAGCAAAAGUUCCUUAAGUAAAUAUAGAAUUAAGCAGGAACCAUCAAUUAUUUGUGAAGAUUGCGAUACAGUAAUAGAAUUAAAGGCAGAAAACGAUCCAUUAAUUUGUCGAAAAUGUAUUAAAAAACGAACCGAAAGGAAGGAAAUAAUAACUGAAAUCGUGGAAACCGAAGAAAAAUAUAGCAGAGACCUACAAAUAAUUCUAGAAGAAUUCUAUCAGCCCAUGCUUGUUGCAGGCUUACUGACGCCUGACCAAUUGUCCGCCAUAUUUCUUAAUGCCGAAGAACUUCUUGAAAAUAGUCAGGCUCUUGCUGAACGUCUUAGAGAUGCAGUCGAGAUUGCUCUAGAGCAGGGAGAUGACGACUUGCUAACUGUAAAUAUCGGAAAAUUGUUCCUAGAAGCAGCACCGAUGCUUCAUGCAUUUGAAACUUACUGCGUCCGUCAGGGUGCAGCCAGUUUAUUAUUAGCAAGUCUAGAAAAGGACAAAGAACUACUUAGAAUAUUUUUGAGAGUAUCCCAAAUGGAAAACACUCUACUAAGACGUAUGAAUCUAAACUCUUUUUUAAUGGUUCCCGUUCAAAGAGUCACAAAAUACCCACUUUUGUUAGCGCGUUUGUAUAAAGUAUCACCAGCCCACCAUGAAACUAAAGAACAGCUUAAAGAAGCUCAGCAUAAAAUCGAACUCCAUUUAAAUCACAUGAAUUCAGAAACUAAAGACGUUCCGAGCAAACUGUGGAGGAGAAUUGGCAGCAGCUCCGGAAGAAGAUCUAGCGCUGAAAUGGACUUGGUUAAUAUUAAAUUAAGAAAACUUGCAGUAGACGUUUUGGAAUGGAAUCAUGAGGAAGCCAAGUUUGCUUUGGAGGGCAAGUUAUUGUAUACCCAACCAACAGACAAUAACUGGAGAAAGGGAAGAACCAUCAAACUGUCGCCAGUAAAUGCACUUCUUGUGAUUAAUGGCAAGCCGUCUGCUAGAAACGAUCGCACAGAGGAAAAUGGAUUGAUAUUUUCAAGACAUUCUGGUAUUAGGGAUGCGGCACUUCUUCUAGUUAGAGAUAAAAAUGGACGAUAUUCCCUAUUAAGAGAACCAUUGUAUUUGGAUAGAUGUGUUAUUGCAGCAGAUCCUGCUUGGCAGAGUUACUUUGAGGUACAGGAACUACUGGGGAAGGAUACUUUCAUAUUUAAGGCCGAAGAUGAAGAUCAAACAAACACUUGGUACCGUCAACUUCAAUACCAUGCCCAAGGCAUGGGUGCUUGGAGAAAACGAAGAAAUGCCCUAGCCAAUAUAAUGAUCAACGGAAUGGGACUUCGUUCAUAGCAAAUAGCAAUUUUUAAAAUUUAAUUUAUUAUACAUUAAAUUAAAUCGUAAUUUAUGCG
This is a messenger RNA of Brassicogethes aeneus, 4522 nucleotides long. The record is from the annotation of a GenBank genome assembly. Lineage: Eukaryota; Metazoa; Arthropoda; Insecta; Coleoptera; Nitidulidae.